AUGAGGUGCAGGUGGCCACCUCGGCCACGAUGUGCCAGCAGCUCUGCCCGCGGUGGCGAGCCUUGCCAGCUCUGGGCCCUGCUGUGGAGGGGAGUCCCUGUGCCCCACUGGCAGCUGAGGGCCUCAGCAGCCUCCUCUCUCCAUAGGCGCCUCUCUGCAGCUUCAGAAGCCCACCUGGAAACCAGCAGCCGCACCUCAUGCCCGGACAGCUGGACCAGCGGCCCCGGCAGCCCUGAGAGCCAGGCUCAAAGCGAGCAGCCGCUGGUCCGGCCUGAAAAGCCACCGCGUCCACCCCCGCCACGGUUCACGCGCCCGGACAGCCGGACCAGCCACCACGAGAACUUUGAGAACCGGUCCCAAGGUGAAGAGCAGCCAGUCCAGCCUGCAAAACCAGCGCACCCGACCUCCCCACAGCCCUUGUGCCCGGACAGCCAGACGAGCCCUCACGACAACCUUAAGAGCUGGUCCAAACGUGAGCAGCUGCCGGUCAGGCCUGAAAAACCGGCGCACGCUCCCUCGGCACAGCUCUUGAGCCCGGACAGGCGGACCACCUCUCCUGGCACCCCUGAGCUCCAGACCCGACGCCAGCAGCUGCCACUUAAGCCUGAAAAAACGGUGCACCCACCCUCCCCACAGCUUUUGCGCCCGGACAGCCGAACUACGCAUCCUGGCACACCUGAGCUCCAGACCCAAUGCCAGCAGCUGCCACUUAAGCCUGAAAAACCGGUGCACCCACCCUCCCCACAGCUUUUGCGCCCGGACAGCCGAACUACACAUCCUGGCACACCUGAGCUCCAGACCCAACGCCAGCAGCUGCCACUUAAGCCAGAAAAACCGGUGCACCCACCCUCCCCACAGCUCUUGCACCCGGACAGCAGAACUAUGCCUCCUGGCACACCUGAGCUCCAGACCCAAUGCCAGCAGCUGCCACUUAAGCCUGAAAAAACAGUGCACCCACCCUCUCCACAGCUUUUGCGCCCGGACAGCCGAACUACGCAUCCUGGCACACCUGAGCUCCAGACCCAACGCCAGCAGCUGCCACUUAAGCCAGAAAAACCGGUGCACCCACCCUCCCCACAGCUCUUGCACCCGGACAGCAGAACUAUGCCUCCUGGCACACCUGAGCUCCAGACCCAAUGCCAGCAGCUGCCACUUAAGCCUGAAAAAACAGUGCACCCACCCUCUCCACAGCUUUUGCGCCCGGACAGCCGAACUACGCAUCCUGGCACACCUGAGCUCCAGACCCAACGCCAGCAGCUGCCACUUAAGCCUGAAAAAACGGUGCACCCACCCUCUCCACAGCUUUUGUGCCCGGACAGCCGAACUACACAUCCUGGCACACCUGAGCUCCAGACCCAACACCAGCAGCUGCCACUUAAGCCUGAAAAAAUGGUGCCCCCACCCCCCCCCAGCCCAUCACCAGCCAACCUCCAGCUGCGUAACCAGUGCAGCACCCUCCAGUCCCAGCCCCAACAGAGAGGACCCCCCAGCCCACCUCCCCCCUCCCCAGCCAUCCUACAGUUGCCCAAUCAGCCCAGUGCCCACCAGCCCCAACCAGAAAGGUUCCCCCGACCCUCAAGGCCACUGCUCCGGCCCUCCUUCAGGAGGUGA
Messenger RNA from Gavia stellata (red-throated loon), 1611 nucleotides. RefSeq lists its product as uncharacterized. The coding region runs from base 1 to 1611 and encodes 536 amino acids. Lineage: Eukaryota; Metazoa; Chordata; Aves; Gaviiformes; Gaviidae. The record is from RefSeq and is a predicted model, not a curated record. The transcript has a single exon.